This is a messenger RNA of Phyllostomus hastatus (greater spear-nosed bat), 1698 nucleotides long. It is a transcript of the gene AZIN2, whose product is annotated as antizyme inhibitor 2. Gene Ontology annotation, molecular function: ornithine decarboxylase activator activity; catalytic activity. Bases 207 to 1595 code for a protein of 462 amino acids. Gene Ontology annotation, cellular component: cytoplasm. The record is from RefSeq and is a predicted model, not a curated record. NCBI's taxonomy places the organism in Eukaryota, Metazoa, Chordata, Mammalia, Chiroptera, Phyllostomidae. The transcript is spliced from 11 exons. Gene Ontology annotation, biological process: negative regulation of protein catabolic process; positive regulation of catalytic activity; positive regulation of polyamine transmembrane transport.
UUCAGCAGGGGCCUCGGCUCCGCAACUGCCACUCCUCGGGGUGUUGCACAAGUUUCGAGGUCACCGGCGACCCCCCCUAGCAGCGCGCCUGGCUCUGGCCCCCGCGAAGGAGGACGGGGCUUGUGUGUUGCAUACUUUCUAAGGCGGCGGCGACAGCGGCAGUGCGGCAGCGGCGGCUCCAUCCAGCCCAUCGGCCUCUCCUCGGCAUGGCUGGCUACCUGAGUGAAACGGACUUUGUGAUGGUGGAGGAAGGUUUCAGCACCCGAGACCUGCUGGAGGAACUCACUCUGGGGGCCUCACAGGCCACCAUGGGGGAGGUCACUGCCUUCUUCGUGGCCGACCUGGGUGCGGUAGUGAGGAAGCACUUCCACUUUCUGAAGUGCCUGCCUAGAGUCCGGCCCUUUUACACUGUCAAGUGCAACAGCAGCCCGGGCGUGCUGAAGGUCCUGGCUGAGCUGGGGCUGGGCUUCAGCUGUGCCAACAAGACAGAGAUGGAGCUGGUCCAGCGUAUUGGUGUCCCUGCCAGUAAGAUCAUCUACGCGCAUCCCUGUAAGCAAAUUGCGCAGAUCAAGUAUGCUGCCAAGCACGGGGUCCAGCUGCUGAGCUUUGACAAUGAGAUGGAGUUGGCAAAGGUGGUGAAGAGCCACCCCAGUGCCAAGAUGGUUCUGUGCAUUGCCACCGAGGACUCCCACUCCCUGAGCCACCUCAGCCUCAAGUUUGGAGCGUUGCUGAAAUCCUGCAGACAUCUGCUUCAAAACGCUAAGGAGAGCCAUGUGGAGGUGGUGGGUGUGAGCUUUCACCUCUGCAGUGGCUGUCCCGACCCUCAGGCCUAUGCUCAGUCCAUUGCAGACGCCCGAGUUGUGUUUGAAAUGGGUGCCCAGCUGGGCCACAGGAUGCAUAUCCUGGACCUUGGUGGCGGCUUUCCUGGAGUGGAGGGGGCCAAAGUGAGAUUCGAAGAGCUCGCUUCUGUGAUCAACUCAGCCUUGGACCUGUACUUCCCGGAGGGCUGUGGUGUGGACAUCCUGGCCCAGCUGGGUCGCUACUAUGUGAGCUCGGCCUUCACCUUGGCAGUCAGCAUCAUUGCCAAGAAGGAGGUUCUUCUGGAGCAGCCUGGCAGGGAGGAUGAGACCGGUUCUGUCCCCAAGACCAUCGUGUACCACCUGGAUGAGGGCAUCUACGGGCUCUUCAACUCGGUGCUGUUUGAGAACACCUGCCCCACCCCCACCCUGCCGAAGAAACCAUCCACAGAGCAGCCGCUGCACAGCAGCAGCCUGUGGGGCCCGGCGCUUGAUGGCUGUGACUGCGUAGCUGAGGGCCUGUGGCUGCCGCAACUACACGUAGGGGACUGGCUGGUCUUUGAGAACAUGGGCGCCUACACCGUGGGCAUGGGUUCCCUCUUUGGAGGGGCCCAGACCUGCCGCAUCACCUAUGCCAUGUCCCGGGUGGCCUGGGAAGCACUGCGAGAGCAGCUGCUGCCUGCAGAACAAGACGGGGACACUGAGGGCGUGUGCAAGCCUCUGUCCUGCGGCUGGGAGAUCACAGACACCUUGUGUGUGGCCCCUGUCUUCACCCCGGCGAGCAUCAUCAAAGCCUGAAAAAAUUCAACCAGCAAAAUCAUCCAGCGCAGCCUCCUAGCAGUCAAAGGAAUCUUUUCGUGACCCAUGAAUCCUAUCUCGUCAGUCCUCUGCUGAAGACCCU